AUAUAAGGGCGUGGCCCCUUGUAGAGUCCAUUGCUGCUGCAACAGUUUAGGCUUCGUUCAACAGCCGUGUGUGCUGGGACUACAACAGGUCGAGACCUACGUUUGGCAGUUGACGAACUACCAAUUUGAUAUCGGAAGAGGGAGACCCGUGUGAGGGUUGACAAUGUCCCAGAAGGACUUGAAAGAGUACAAGCUGGUGGUGGUAGGAGGCGGUGGAGUGGGCAAAUCGGCACUGACCAUCCAGUUUAUACAGUCGCACUUUGUAGAGGAAUAUGACCCAACGAUAGAAGACAGUUACCGUAAACAGUGUGUUAUUGACGAAGAAGUAGCAGUUUUGGACAUUCUAGACACGGCAGGACAAGAGGAAUUCAGUGCUAUGAGAGAGCAGUACAUGCGAACGGGUGAGGGAUUUCUAUUGGUGUUUUCAAUAACGGACAGAAACAGCUUUAAUGAAGUACUGAGAUUUCAUAAACAAAUCUUGAGAGUGAAGGACCGUGAUGAGUUUCCUAUGAUCCUCGUUGGUAAUAAGUCUGACCUGGAGAUGGAACGGACAGUCAAUGCUCAGGAGGGUGGAGAUAUGGCCAAGCAACUGAAAAUGCCAUAUCUGGAAACAAGUGCUAAGCUGAAAAUCAAUGUAGACAAAUGUUUUCAGGAUCUUGUACGUGCAAUCAGAGUCUUUAACAAGCCUCUUCCCACUCUCAAGAAGAAGAAAAAGAAGAAAUUGUGUGUUUGUAUGUGACAUACGUUGUAUUUAAUUUAUCAAGCUAGGAAACAGUCUGAGCAAAUGAUUGCGAUCAUUGGUUUGAUUUGAAUUAUGUGCACUGUUUGUAACACAUCUAGUUGUAUGAUGUGUCAGAUUCGUAGAUGCUGUCAAUAUGGUUCUUUCGUCUGCAGUUUGCUGUAGAUUUGUACAA
This is a messenger RNA of Corticium candelabrum, 914 nucleotides long. RefSeq names its product ras-like protein RAS2. Bases 164 to 739 code for a protein of 191 amino acids. Lineage: Eukaryota; Metazoa; Porifera; Homoscleromorpha; Homosclerophorida; Plakinidae. Gene Ontology annotation, molecular function: GTPase activity; GDP binding; GTP binding. Gene Ontology annotation, cellular component: plasma membrane. Gene Ontology annotation, biological process: Ras protein signal transduction. The transcript is spliced from 7 exons. The record is from RefSeq and is a predicted model, not a curated record.